AUGUCGUUUCUAUCUCAGUCCAAAAGGCCCAAGUUUUUACUCGCUCUUCAAAUACAAGAGUUGGCCAAUAUACCCAAGAUCCAUGGUGCUUGUUAUGUAAAAUGGCACAUCAAAGAUAGUUCAUUAACGUCACAACAGCUCAAAGGUCGUACAUCAAAAGUUCAUAUCAAGGAUCAUAGAGCAACAUGGGACUAUAACUUUGAAACAUUAUUGAGGCUAGCAGUGAAUGGUAACAAAGUUUUACAAGAAAAAAUACUAGUUUUGACCGUUUACAUUGGAGUUCCUGAACAUCAUCACGCUCAUCAACAUGUUUCGAUUAAUGAUGAACUACAUCCUGAAAAUCACCUUCAGCAGUUAGAGCACCAAAUUGAAAAUUUCGAGCACCAACUUCCAAAAGUUGAAAAGAAAACUGUAUUGGGGAAAGUGGAAAUCAAUCUAGCUGAAUAUGUCAAUUAUGAAGAACCAACAUCAAAUAGAUAUUUACUUCAAAGGUCAAAAGUAAAUUGUAUCAUGACAGUUAAGAUAGGAAUGGAGUUGUUAAAAGGUGACAAAUCAGAAUUUAUUGCACCUUCGAUGAAAUCUUCAAACAUUUUCAAGGGUAUUGCAAAUGUAUUGAAUGAAUCUAUCCAUGAUAGUUCCACUAUGCAGAGUUCAACAGGUACAUCACAUCAUAGAACUGGAAGUGGUUCUCAAAUGAGCUCUAGUGAUAAAUUACAUAGGACAAUUGCAAUUACUUCUGAUCCUGUUGUUUCUAAGCUAUAUGAAAAAACCUUUGAAAUUUCAUGGGACCCAAGACCUGGUGAGUUAACAGCUGGUGAGUGCAUUGAUGAUAUUUUCAAUGGUGGUGAUGGUUGGGCUAAAAAUGAAGAUGGUGUUAACUUGAUAGACUUGGAUAUCAAAGCUAAUCGAACACAUCAUACAUUAUACCAAGUCAAUGACGCCAAUGGCGAUGCUGCUACAAAAUCUUUGCUAAAAGAAUCAGAAGUGAGGGAAGAUUUGAAAAGUUGGUAUAUUAGUCACAUUCUUCCAUAA
Messenger RNA from Hansenula anomala, 1032 nucleotides. RefSeq lists its product as uncharacterized. The record is from RefSeq and is a predicted model, not a curated record. Lineage: Eukaryota; Fungi; Ascomycota; Saccharomycetes; Phaffomycetales; Wickerhamomycetaceae. The transcript has a single exon. The coding region runs from base 1 to 1032 and encodes 343 amino acids.